Messenger RNA from Acanthoscelides obtectus, 1374 nucleotides. Lineage: Eukaryota; Metazoa; Arthropoda; Insecta; Coleoptera; Chrysomelidae. The record is from the annotation of a GenBank genome assembly.
CGAUAAUAUAAUAAAAAGAUAGAUGACUGGCGUGUUUUGUUAUACAUGUGCAAGUAUGGAACAUACAUUUUAUCUAAAAUAUGUUUAUCAUUGCAUUAUGAAUGGUUAUUUGUAGAACGAUUUUCCUACGUACGGAAUAUAUAUUAUAUCAGAUUCGCUCCUAUUACAAUAGUUAAUUAUAUGAGAAUUAUUAUACCUGUCUACAGUUUAAUUAGCCGUGCAACAUUUUGUGCCAAUAUGUCUGGUUCCUCAGAUAAGGGCCGUGUGCUGACUAGAGAAGAACGGUUUUCUUACCAAAAUGUAGACUUCAAGUUAGCGGAUGCAGUGAAGACUGACGUUAUUUACAAAUACUUCAGAGAUGCUAGUACAGAGGAGCCCAAAGUUCUGACAGAAGAGACGGUAGGAGAUGAACACAUGGAUAAAACAGUGCCAACGACUUAUAUCAUUCAUGGAUUUACAACUGAUGACAGUUCGCCAUGGUAUAAACCUUUCAAAGACGAGCUCUUCAAGUUGGGUCCACACAAUGUGAUCUAUAUAAACUGGCAGAAGGCUGGAAAUAAAUCAUAUUCUGUAUCCAGUGCGAACAUUGAUCCUGUGGGAAAGUAUAUCGCCCAGUUUAUACUUGCUUCCGGGGUAUUGCCAGAAAAGGUCCAUAUUGUGGGUCACUCAUUGGGGUCCCAGCUAGCAGGCUUCAUAGGCAAAUGGGUCCAGAAACUGUCCGGCAAAAAAAUCGGUAGGAUAACUGGCCUAGACCCUGCUGGGCCCAGGUUUGACUACCCUGAAGCCCCACCUACGAACAGGCUUUGUGACACUGACGCUGACUUUGUUGAUGUGAUACAUACUGACAUUCAACAUUAUGGAUACACUCCACCUUUGGGACACGUGGAUUUUUACCCUAAUGGUGGCAUGGAUCAACCUGGAUGUCCUCCUCGCCAAAUUGAUGUAAAAUGCAACCAUGGAAGAGCUGUAAGGUAUUUUAUUGAAUCUAUGUACAUACAGGCGAAAGCUAAAGAAGCAAAUUUUAUCGAGGCAAACGAUUAUUAUGUUCAGAUAAACGUAAAAAACAAUCCGAAAGAAGUGAUUUUUGGAUAUUUUGCUGAGCGUUCUUCCAGAGGUGUAUUCUAUCUGGAAACCAAAAGCAGUGUACCUUAUCUGAUUGUGUGAAUGUUGUUUUCGCUCAAUAAAUGUUUGUGUUACUGUGUGCUUUAUUACUUGUUUUUGUGCAUACGAAACGAAUCUUUGUCUGUCUAUUCGUCCGUACCUCGUAAUCCCCUAAUAUUUGUUUAGGGAGAGAACGCUUUACGUUCGCAGAACUCGAAAUCCGUUCUUAGCAGACAUCUAUUGCCUAUAAGCUACCCCUCUAUCAAAUUCUAC